AAGAGCCCUUCAUUUCAUUUAUCGUUUUCCUUACCAAACUACAAAAUUAAUGUCGAACGUGUUAGCAAGAGAAGAAAACGAAAAAGUUGCUACCUUUGGCUGGGCAGCUAGAGGUGCUUCGGGAAUUCUCUCCCCCUUUCACUUUACCAGAAGGGAAAAUGGUGACAAUGAUAUCACCCUUCAUAUACUCUAUUCUGGGAUUUGCCACUCGGAUCUCCACAUGGUGAAGAACGACUUUGGAUUGUCCAUCUAUCCAAUGGUUCCUGGGCAUGAGAUUGUGGGUAAAGUGACAAAGGUGGGUAGCAGAGUCACAAAAUUCAGUGUUGGUGACAUAGCGGGUGUGAGUGGCAUUGUAGGUUCGUGUGGUUCAUGUUCCGAUUGCAGCAAGGGCUUCUAUGUUUAUUGUCCAAAAAUGAUAUUAACCUACAGUGCACACUACCAUGAUGGAACAAUAACCCAAGGUGGGUACUCGGAUAAGAUAGUAGUUGACCAGAACUUUGCGGUGCAAAUCCCAAAAUCUCUGCCACUUGAUGGCGCAGCGCCGUUGCUAUGUGCAGGAAUUACAGUAUACAGCUCAAUGAAGUAUUUUGGGCUUGCUAAGCCUGGACUGCACUUGGGUGUGGUAGGCCUGGGAGGCCUUGGUCAUGUGGCUGUCAAAUUUGCUAAAGCUUUUGGUAUGCAUGUCACUGUGAUAAGUACAUCUCCCAGCAAGAAGGUAGAGGCAUUGGGAAGUCUUGGUGCUGAUGCUUUCUUGGUUAGUCAAGACUCACAACAGUUGCAGGAUGCCAUGAGCACAAUGGAUGGUAUUAUUGACACAGUUUCAGCUAAUCACUCAAUCCAAUCACUUAUUGGUUUAUUGAAAACACAUGGAAAAUUGAUUUUGGUGGGUGCAUCAACCUUGCCUCUUGAGGUGUUAGCUAUGCCUUUACUUUUGGGGAGAAAGACGAUUGCUGGCAGUAUAGGAGGUGGGAGUGAAGAGAUGCAAGAGAUGAUGGAUUUUGCAGCAAAGCAUAAUAUUACGGCAGAUGUGGAAGUCAUUCCGAUGGAUUACGUCAACACUGCCUUUGAGAGGCUGAAAAACAAUGAUAUUAAGUAUCGCUUUGUCAUUGAUGUGGCAAACACGAUAAACUGCAACUUCAAUUAGAGAAUCAAAUUAGUAGCUACGUAUUUCUUGAUGUUGUAAUUUAAAUUUGUGUUUGUUUGUUUUAAUUAUACAUAUCAUAGUUAAUAUAUUGUUGAAUAAUAUACGGAUAUAUGUAUAAAAUAUUGUUCAAUAAUUUAAAUUUGAAUAACAUAUUAUUUAAAUAUGGAUAUAUGUACUUACUUAUUACGUUAUUUAAUAACACAU
Molecule: messenger RNA, 1348 nt
Organism: Cajanus cajan (pigeon pea)
Lineage: Eukaryota; Viridiplantae; Streptophyta; Magnoliopsida; Fabales; Fabaceae
Product: putative mannitol dehydrogenase
Molecular function (GO): oxidoreductase activity, acting on the CH-OH group of donors, NAD or NADP as acceptor; zinc ion binding
Source: RefSeq, a predicted model, not a curated record